Nymphaea colorata (pocket water lily) is the source of this 1268-nucleotide messenger RNA. RefSeq names its product phosphoenolpyruvate carboxylase kinase 1-like. Gene Ontology annotation, biological process: protein autophosphorylation; intracellular signal transduction; peptidyl-serine phosphorylation. The record is from RefSeq and is a predicted model, not a curated record. Gene Ontology annotation, molecular function: calcium/calmodulin-dependent protein kinase activity; ATP binding; calcium-dependent protein serine/threonine kinase activity. Gene Ontology annotation, cellular component: cytoplasm; nucleus. The transcript has 2 exons. Bases 95 to 928 code for a protein of 277 amino acids. NCBI's taxonomy places the organism in Eukaryota, Viridiplantae, Streptophyta, Magnoliopsida, Nymphaeales, Nymphaeaceae.
AUAUGCUGCUGGAAGAUCCGUUGCUCCCCCCCCACACCCCUAUAACAAGGAGGGCGCAGGAAGACAGACGGAGAAGUUUGGAGGAGGAGGAAAUAUGAGCGAGGGAUUGCGGAGAGAUUACCAGCUUCUGGAGGAGAUCGGCCGGGGAAGGUUCGGUAAGGUAUUCCGCUGCUUCCGGCCGGAAACCGGCGAGUUUUUCGCUUGCAAGUCCAUCGACAAGAGGGCCAUAACGGAUCCCGUUGAUCGGGAGUGCCUAGAGAAGGAGGUCAAGUUCCAUCGCCUCGCCGGCGGACACCCCAACGUCGUCCAGGUCCACGCCGUCUACGAGGAUGAGGAGUCGCUCCACCUGGUGAUGGAGCUCUGUCAGUCGCCGGAUCUCUUUGAUCGCGUCUCCAAACGGGUUUUCACCGAGCCGGAGGCCGCCGCUCUCAUGGCGCAGCUCAUGGAGGCCAUCGCGCAUUGCCACCGCCUGGGCGUCGCACACCGCGACAUCAAGCCGGAUAACGUCCUGUUCGACGACCGCGACCGGCUCAAGCUUGCCGAUUUCGGGUCGGCGGACUGCUUCCGCGAGGGCGAGGGACUCCGAGAGAUCGUCGGAACGCCGUACUACGUGGCACCUGAGGUGCUACGGUCGAAGGAGUACAACGAGAAGGUGGACGUCUGGAGCGCGGGGGUUAUCCUCUACGUUCUCCUCAGCGGGAUUCCCCCCUUUUACGGCGAGUCUCCGGCCGAGAUCUUCGAGUCCGUCCUCCGGGCCAACCUCCGCUUUCCAUCCAGGUCCUUUCACUCAGUCUCCCCUGCAGCCAAGGACCUGAUGCGCAAGAUGCUCUGCAAGGAAGUUUCUCGACGAUUCUCUGCUGAGCAAGUCUUAAGGCACCCGUGGAUCAGAAGCGGAGGGGAGCAGAGCUCUGCUUCCUACCUCACUUGACUCGAUCGGUGAAGGAGGCAAUAGGCAUCGAUGGUCCCGUCUCCGUCUCCUCCAGUUCGUGUAAAUAAGUUUUCCCUGUAAAUGAGUAGCCUCGGAUACUAUAGGCACGCUAGUCGAUGCAGUGGAUGGCGAUUGGGGACGAUCGCUUCCCCCGUCUGGUCUGUACAUUCUGCUCACUGGUCAGGAGCUUCUCGUGUGUGCAGAAUAACCUUUUUUGCCGGAGCCGGAGAUGUCUUUUUUUACCUUGCGUUUUUUGCUUGAGGACUUGGUUUCUGUAAAAAAGAAAAAGUAGUGUGGCGGAAACUUUGUGGAUAAUGUAUAUGAAUCCGUUCCCUGAUGA